GUUUCUUCACUCUGGAGGGUCAACCUAAAAGUAUGAGCUGCCCUUCGACCGGCAUCAGUGAAGAGGAGCUCAGCCACAUCGGAAACAUCGCUGCCUCAGUCCCGGUGGAAGAUUUCACCAUCCAUGGAGGGUUGACUCGUAUCCUGAAGGGCCGCGCUGACAUGCUGAGUCAGCGAGUGUGUGACUGGGCUCUCAGCGAGUACAUGGCCUUUGGCUCUCUGCUCAAAGACCGGAUCCACAUACGUCUCAGUGGACAGGAUGUGGAGAGGGGCACUUUCAGCCACCGGCACCAUGUUCUUCACGACCAGAACGUCGAUAAGAGGAUCUGCAUCCCCAUGAACUACAUCUCACCUGACCAGGCUCCCUACACUGUCUGCAACAGUUCUCUGUCUGAAUAUGGAGUACUGGGUUUUGAACUGGGCUUCGCCAUGGCAAGUCCCAACGCUCUCGUCCUGUGGGAGGCCCAGUUUGGAGACUUCAAUAACACGGCUCAGUGUAUCAUUGACCAGUUCAUCAGCUCGGGUCAGGCCAAGUGGGUCAGGCACAACGGCAUAGUGCUGCUGCUCCCUCACGGCAUGGAGGGAAUGGGUCCAGAGCACUCGUCCGCCCGUCCCGAGAGGUUCCUGCAGAUGUGCAAUGAUGACCCAGAUGUUUUCCCUAAACUGACGGAGGACGUGGCGGUUCGUCAGCUGUACGACUGUAACUGGAUCGUCGUCAACUGCUCUACGCCUGCAAAUUACUUCCAUGUUCUGCGCAGACAGAUCCUGCUGCCCUUCAGGAAACCUCUCAUCGUGUUCACUCCCAAGUCGUUGCUGCGCCACCCAGAGGCCAGGUCCAGCUUCGAUGACAUGCUGCCAGGCACCGCCUUCAAACGUGUCAUCCCUGAUGAUGGACCUGUGGCCUCCAGCCCAGAGAAAGUCAGGAGAGUCAUCUUCUGCUCCGGAAAGAUCUACUACGAGCUGAUUCGUGAGCGAAAGAACAGAGGCAUGGACGAUGCCGUCGCCGUCGUCCGCAUAGAACAGCUCUCUCCUUUCCCCUUCGACCUGGUGAAAGCUGAGACCGAGCGCUUUCUCAAAGCGGAUCUCGUCUGGUGUCAGGAAGAGCACAAGAACCAGGGCUAUUAUGACUACGUCAAGCCCCGCCUCCACACCACCAUCCACUCCACGCGCCACCUGUGGUACGCUGGCCGCGACCCCGCAGCAGCUCCAGCCACCGGGAACAAACACACUCACGUCACAGAGCUGCAGCGUUUACUCGACACGGCGCUGGAUCUCGAGGCUUUCUCACGAAACGACUAGUCAGCAAAACUCAGCGCGGACCAGUCCGUCUUCACACGGUAACAAGUGCAACCUUUCCAAUGACUUUUCAACACUGUUACCGUGUGAAGACUUCAUUUGUUUCCAUUUUUACCCUCAGGAAAAAAAGUAUGAGAAAACCACUGAAUGUAUUACUUUAUACAAAAAUCAUUUUUAAGACUUUUACCUUAAAUCAGAAGAAUCAGAAGAACUUCAUCAGUCAUCAGCCACAUCGGCCCGAGUCCGAUCCACAAGCAUCAUCAGCUGCUUCUCGCUCCUUUUUGUUUUUGGGAACAAUUUUAAUUCGCUAAAAAAAGACUUGGGGGAGGGGUGGUGGGCGGGAUCAAAACUUAACAGAAGACAAGUUCUCACGGAGGAUUGGAGUCUUCAGUGAACUCCAGCUGAAGAGAACGUCAUCAAACCGGUGACAUGUGGUGUCUGAUGUUGCUGCGCGGAUCUGUAAAACACAACAUGACUGAGUGGAGGCGCGGAUCUGCAGUUGUGUGUUGUUGAAUAAUGAUUAUUAAACGAUGAUAUUGCGUCUUUGUGAAUCCGUUUCCCAGCAUCUGUCUGUCUUUGAGUCACAUGACUGUUGACGGCUUGAUUGACAGGCGUCAGACUUGGCAUUGGCAGUUUGUUUGGAUAAGAGUUACAAGAGAACCUCUGAUGUGACCUCUGAUGUGACCUCUGAUGACCUCGCUGUUUCCUGUCCAUAAUCAUGUUGACGUAGUGUUUCAUUACCACAGAGCCGAGUAAACACGUGACUAAAACCUGGUUCUAAUAAGGCAGAACUUUAAGUUUAGGGCUAAGAUUUGAAUUUGAAUAAGGUUCAGGAUGCUGUGUCCUUUAAAGCUAUGGUUCCCAAACACAUUUACCUUCAGACUCGACAGGAACCUCACACACACACACACACACACACACACACACACACACACACACACCAGAACAAUCAAGUGAACAAUUACAAGUGUUUUGUAGGUUUCUGUAGAUGGAUUCAAAACUGUCCUGGGCUUCUAUAAAAUCCAAACCAAGCAAACCUGA
Molecule: messenger RNA, 2336 nt
Organism: Solea senegalensis (Senegalese sole)
Lineage: Eukaryota; Metazoa; Chordata; Actinopteri; Pleuronectiformes; Soleidae
Product: 2-oxoglutarate dehydrogenase, mitochondrial-like
Exons: 10
Biological process (GO): tricarboxylic acid cycle
Cellular component (GO): mitochondrion; oxoglutarate dehydrogenase complex
Molecular function (GO): oxoglutarate dehydrogenase (succinyl-transferring) activity; thiamine pyrophosphate binding
Source: RefSeq, a predicted model, not a curated record